GGAACGUCCGAACUGGACGCCAUAUUGUCAUGUCAGGAUAGACGAAAGUGGUAAACGCAGAUCGCGUUUUGUUUCAUUAAAUUUCUUAAAGCGCAGGGUGCAUUGCUGCAUCCAAAGAAUCAUGAGCUAUCAGAUACCAUCAUCGCAAAGUCGCACAAUGUCGCACAGCAGCUAUGGUGGGUCUGAUGUGCCUAUGGCACCAAGCAAAGAACAGCAGACUUUGAUGUGGCAGCAGAACUCCUAUCUGGUGGAUUCUGGUAUCAAUUCCGGAGCAGCUACUCAGGUGCCUUCACUUACUGGCAAGGAAGAUGAUGAGAUGGAAGGAGACCAGCUCAUGUUUGACCUGGAUCAGGGCUUUGCUCAAGGUUUUACCCAGGAGCAAGUUGAUGAUAUGAACCAGCAGCUAUCACAGACUCGCUCCCAGCGGGUCCGUGCAGCAAUGUUCCCGGAGACACUGGAGGAAGGCAUUGAGAUCCCAUCCACUCAGUUGGAUCCUGCUCAGCCAACUGCAGUACAGCGCCUUGCUGAGCCCUCGCAGAUGCUUAAGCAUGCUGUUGUUAACCUGAUCAACUAUCAGGAUGAUGCUGAUUUGGCUACCAGGGCCAUUCCUGAGUUGAUCAAGCUCUUGAACGAUGAAGAUCAAGUGGUAGUCUCCCAAGCUGCCAUGAUGGUGCACCAGCUCUCCAAGAAGGAGGCGUCUCGCCAUGCUAUCAUGAACUCUCCCCAGAUGGUGGCAGCUCUGGUGCGCGCCAUCUCCAAUAGCAAUGACCUUGAGACCACCAAGGGUGCUGUUGGAACUCUGCACAACUUGUCUCAUCACCGACAAGGUCUACUCGCGAUCUUCAAGAGCGGCGGAAUACCAGCUCUGGUCAAACUCCUGAGUUCUCCUGUUGAGUCUGUUCUCUUCUAUGCGAUUACAACUUUGCAUAAUCUCUUGCUACAUCAAGAUGGUUCCAAGAUGGCGGUUCGCCUGGCUGGUGGACUGCAGAAGAUGGUAGCACUGCUGCAGAGAAAUAAUGUCAAGUUUCUGGCUAUCGUGACUGAUUGUCUUCAGAUCCUGGCAUACGGGAAUCAAGAGUCUAAAUUGAUUAUUCUAGCCUCUCAAGGCCCGAUCGAAUUAGUGCGUAUAAUGCGCUCCUACGACUAUGAAAAGUUGCUGUGGACUACCUCCAGGGUAUUGAAGGUGCUUUCGGUGUGCUCCAGCAACAAGCCGGCGAUCGUGGAGGCGGGCGGCAUGCAGGCGCUGGCCAUGCACCUCGGCAACCCCAGCGGCCGCCUCGUGCAGAACUGCCUCUGGACCCUUAGGAACCUCUCCGAUGCCGCUACCAAGGUGGAAGGUCUGGAGGCCCUGCUGCAGAGCCUGGUGCAGGUGCUGGCCUCCACCGACGUCAACAUCGUCACCUGCGCCGCCGGCAUUCUCUCCAACUUGACCUGCAACAACCAGCGCAAUAAGGUGACGGUGUGCCAGGCGGGCGGCGUGGACGCACUGGUGCGCACGGUGGUGUCGGCGGGCGACCGCGAGGAGAUCACGGAGCCGGCGGUGUGCGCGCUGCGCCACCUCACCUCCAGACACCUCGACAGCGAGAUGGCUCAGAACGCCGUGCGACUGCACUACGGACUGCCGGUGAUAGUGAAGCUGCUGCAGCCACCGUCGCGCUGGCCGCUGGUGAAGGCGGUGGUGGGGCUGGUGCGCAACCUGGCGCUCUGCCCCGCCAACCACGCGCCGCUGCGCGAGCACGGCGCCGUGCACCACCUCGUGCGCCUCCUCAUGCGCGCAUUCAACGAUACACAGAGGCAACGGUCGUCAGUAUCGGGUAGCGGCGGCGCGGGCGGCGCGUACGCGGACGGCGUGCGUAUGGAGGAGAUAGUGGAGGGCGCGGUGGGCGCGCUGCACAUCCUGGCGCGGGAGGGACUCAACCGCCAGCUCAUCCGCCAGCAGAACGUCAUACCCAUCUUCGUGCAGCUGCUCUUCAAUGAAAUUGAAAAUAUACAGCGCGUGGCGGCGGGCGUGCUGUGCGAGCUGGCGGCGGACAAGGAGGGCGCCGAGAUGAUAGAGGCGGAGGGGGCCACCGCGCCCCUCACCGAGCUGCUGCAUUCACGUAACGAAGGAGUGGCGACGUACGCGGCGGCGGUGCUGUUCCGCAUGUCGGAGGACAAGCCGCACGACUACAAGAAGCGGCUCUCCAUGGAGCUCACCAACUCGCUGUUCCGCGACGACCACCAGAUGUGGCCCAGCGACCUCGCCAUGCAGCCCGACCUGCAGGAUAUGCUGGGCCCGGAGCAAGGCUAUGAAGGCUUGUACGGCACUAGACCAUCCUUUCACCAGCAAGCAGGCUACGAUCAAAUCCCGAUAGACUCGAUGCAGGGGCUGGAGAUCGGCAGCGGCUUCGGUAUGGAGAUGGACAUCGAGGCGGAGGGCGGCGGCGCGCCCGGCGCCGACCUCGCCUUCCCCGAGCCGCCGCACGACAACAACAACGUCGCCGCCUGGUACGACACCGACCUGUAGGCACUACUACUGGCAUUGUACAAUCAGGGAAACUACCGGUGCUCAACUUUAAAACUAAAAAUGUAAUUGGUAAAAUUAAAGACGGCUCAACUCAAGUUUUAUCUGUGACGGCACUGAUUAGUUACGGACCCAUCGGGGUCCUUCUGAGACGCCUUUAAUUUCGCCUAAUUGUCUCACGAAAGUUUGCAAUUUAAUUACAAAUGUAACGUUCGUAAGAUAGGGGUUUCUUACCACGAUUGGGUUUUACGUUUGUAAACCACGACUCUAAAGUAUGAACCUGAAACCAUCUUGCGAAUUAUAUUUGUAAAAUCCACAACAGUUUAAAGUGUAAAACUCCAGCUUGAAUGUCUAAACGUUGAGAUACAGAAUAAUAGGACGCAUUCUUAACCCUUAAUUCGACAGUGAAAUACUAAUUUAAAAUUUUUUUUUUAUUCAUAUCACAUUCAUAUUUCAUUUAUGUUUUUUUUUUUUUUACAAAAACCCUUCGUCGAAUUAAGGGUUGUAAGAUCCAAGCAUAGUUUUAGAAAGUUGCAUACCGCGGAUUUCCGUGAUUGUACAUACGUUUAGUUAGGUUGACGUCACUGACGGAACAAUAUUUGUUAUUUGCUGUCCAUCAUGCUGUUUCACAUUUUUAAAUUUUACACUAUUAUCGAACUGAAUUUAUUCAACAAAAUGUACUGGACAAUUAAAGUUUACUAAUCCUAGUUUUCUAUCAAUAGAAAAUUAAAAUAAUAUUGUUUAUAUUUAACAAGAUAAAAUUGAUGUUUCUAUCAUUUAUGUAUUACUGAAAUGUGUUUGUUACGUGUUUUUAAUUAAUUUUUAUAUUUCCUCCAUUUAAAGAAACAUAAACCAGGUUUUUAAUAACUUAGCAUAAAUACUAAUAAUGCAAAUCUACAAUUUUUUUUUCCAAAAAACCUGUGAUCACAUUUACUAACGGCAGCUACUUUUUCCUAUGUUAAAUUCAAAUUUAUUUUAUUAUAUUAAUUGGCAUUGGUGCUAUUAACCAAGGAAUUAAGGUUUUUCUCAACAAAAGUAUCGAGUUUCCUGCAUCGAUUGUAUCGGAACGUUUUAUACGACUUGAAAUCCGUGUAAUCGGAACAUAGGGUAAUGUUAGUGUAAGUUUUUUCUAGGCUUUAAAUUAUUAGUGUAAUUUAG
Messenger RNA from Papilio polytes (common Mormon), 3661 nucleotides. It is a transcript of the gene arm, whose product is annotated as armadillo segment polarity protein. The transcript has 15 exons. NCBI's taxonomy places the organism in Eukaryota, Metazoa, Arthropoda, Insecta, Lepidoptera, Papilionidae. The record is from RefSeq and is a predicted model, not a curated record. Bases 122 to 2506 code for a protein of 794 amino acids. Gene Ontology annotation, cellular component: catenin complex; adherens junction. Gene Ontology annotation, biological process: cell adhesion; positive regulation of transcription by RNA polymerase II. Gene Ontology annotation, molecular function: protein phosphatase binding; cadherin binding; alpha-catenin binding.